AUGUCCGCUGAAAGAAUGAAGAUUGGCUGCGCCGGUCUCGGUCGCAUGGGCAAGCGCCACGCCCUGAACUUCCUCCAACGAACCCCCAGAGCAGAGCUCGUAGCCGCCAGCUCUCCAGACCUGACGGAACUGGAAUGGGCGAAGGAGCACCUCGCACCGUACGGCGUGCGGCUGUACCAGAACUAUGACGAGAUGCUCCAGCAGGAGGGCUUGGAAGCUAUCGUCGUCGCAUCGGCGACUGCCGUGCACGCAGAGCAGGCCAUCAAGGCCAUCGAAGCCGACAAGCACGUUCUCUGCGAGAAACCCCUGUCAACGAACGUAGAAGUGCUAACACGCCGCAGUCCCAAUCCGUCGUUGACGCUGCCGCAAAAAAAACCUCAUUUGAAAGUCAUGUGUGGGUUCUCGCGGCGCUUCGACGCCUCCUACCGCGACGCCUACCAGAAGAUGCAGACCGGACAGAUCGGCACGGUCUCCGUGCUGCGCAGCCAGACGUGCGACAAGCUUGAUCCCAGCGGGUUCUUCGUCGCGUAUGCGCAGUUCUCGGGCGGGAUCUUCGUCGACUGCUCGAUCCACGACAUCGACCUCGCGCUGUGGUUCUUCGGCGCCUCGAGCAAGAUCAGGUCCGUGAGCGCAGUGGGCAACACGGCCGUGGAGCCCGAUCUCCGGAAACAUAAUGACCGCGAUAACGCGGUUGGGCUGGUCGAGUUCCACGACGGGCGGAUCGCAUAUUUCUAUGCCUCGCGGAUGAUGGCGGCGGGGCAGGAGGAUAGUACGGAGAUUAUCGGGACGAAGGGCAAGUUGGCUGUGAAUACGCAGCCGCAGCAGAAUCUGGUGCAGGUGUACGAUGCGAGUGGGGUUCGCAAGGAGAUGCCGCAGACUUAUUAUGAUCGGUUCGAGUAUGCUUUUGUCACCGAGGCGAAUGAGUUUACGGCAGCUGUGCUGGACGACACGCCGCUGCCGUUGGAGUUGACGGCGGCCGUGCAGGCAGUGCGCAUUGGGGCUGCGUUGCAGGAGUCGAUGGUUUCGGGGAGUAAGAUCUGGUUUGAUGAAAAUGGGAACCGACUCCAGGAGGCCCGGUUAUAG
Penicillium chermesinum is the source of this 1083-nucleotide messenger RNA. RefSeq names its product putative NAD binding Rossmann fold oxidoreductase. NCBI's taxonomy places the organism in Eukaryota, Fungi, Ascomycota, Eurotiomycetes, Eurotiales, Aspergillaceae. Gene Ontology annotation, molecular function: nucleotide binding; oxidoreductase activity. The transcript has 2 exons. Gene Ontology annotation, cellular component: cytoplasm. Gene Ontology annotation, biological process: NADPH regeneration. Bases 1 to 1083 code for a protein of 360 amino acids. The record is from RefSeq and is a predicted model, not a curated record.